Hymenoscyphus albidus is the source of this 818-nucleotide messenger RNA. The record is from the annotation of a GenBank genome assembly. Lineage: Eukaryota; Fungi; Ascomycota; Leotiomycetes; Helotiales; Helotiaceae.
AUGAAAUUCUCACCAUUUCUCCUCCUCGGUUUCCUGUCCUUAGGGCAUGCUUUGCCGGCAGCAACAAAACCCGCAGCUUUCUUCUUAGCUGGUGAUUCAACAACAGCAGUUGAAGGUGGAUGGGGAGAUGGAUUCCUAAAACUUCUGGCAAAUGGCGCGAAAGGUACAAAUUUUGCCAAAAGUGGAAGGACGACUGUGAGCUUCGUCUCUGGGGGAUUUUGGGACCAGGUUAUUGCUGCCGUGAAGGCAAAUACGGCAUCCUUCACACCACGUGUGACGAUCCAGGUAGGUUUCAAAAUUCGAGACUUUAAUGAGAAAAGCUAAAUCAAAACCAGUUUGGACACAACGAUCAAAAGACAACUGCCAAUAUCAGCAUCGACCAAUUCAAAGCAAAUCUCAAGAAGAUGGUAGAACAAGUAAGAAGCGCAGGAGGAAUCCCUAUCCUCGUAACCUCUCUUACUCGUCGAACUUUCGAAAAGUCGACCGGCAAAGUUAAAGAGGAUCUAGCACCACAAGCUAAAGCGACAUUGGAAGUUGCGAGCGAAACCAAUGCUCAAUUCAUCGACCUGAACAAGGCUUCCACUGCAUAUAUCAAUGCCAUUGGUCAGAGUAAUGCGGAUCUGUAUAAUCUGGAUAAUUUGCCUGGAGGGGAUCGAACUCAUUUGAAUCCCUCUGGGGAGAAGCUGUUUGGGACCAUGGUUGCGGAGCUGAUUGGACAGAGUCCGGUGUUGGAAUUAGGUGCUCAGACGAAGGGGUUUCUGGCUCCUAAUGCGACCAUCAUUGCCGCUAUUGAUGCUGGAAAAUUCAUUUUACCAUGA